Messenger RNA from Salvelinus fontinalis (brook trout), 673 nucleotides. Its product is annotated as endothelin-1-like. The coding region runs from base 13 to 585 and encodes 190 amino acids. Lineage: Eukaryota; Metazoa; Chordata; Actinopteri; Salmoniformes; Salmonidae. Gene Ontology annotation, molecular function: hormone activity; endothelin B receptor binding. The record is from RefSeq and is a predicted model, not a curated record. Gene Ontology annotation, biological process: regulation of systemic arterial blood pressure by endothelin; regulation of vasoconstriction; intracellular calcium ion homeostasis. Gene Ontology annotation, cellular component: extracellular region. The transcript is spliced from 4 exons.
UAGAACUUCUCCAUGCUUCACUUCUCACUGAUCCCUGCUUCUGGAAAUAUUGUCACUACUAUUUUUGAAUUUGGAGCUGUUUGUACUCACAGCUGUUUGGAACAUUGGAACAGAAUAAUGGAUCUCACCACUUUUUACUUCCUGACCACUACUUUGGUUUUGAUACUGGAGCAUGAAGCAUACUCAGACUCCACCUCUAUCCCUGGGACUGGUCCAGAGGAGGGCCCCGUGAAGCUGCUUAACCACAGGCCCCAUCGGCGGGAGAGGCGUUGUUCCUGUGAGAACCUGAAAGAUAAAGAAUGUGUGUACUUCUGCCACAUCGGCAUCGUCUGGGUCAACACUCCUGGUCAGAUAGUGCCAUAUGGAGUGGGCUCUUUCCCUGUUCGACUGAGGAGAGAGGUGGGACGAUGCUUCUGCGCGGAGAGAAAUGACUUUGAGUGUCUUCACUUCUGCUCUGCCUUGCGUACACUCAAAGAAGGUGAAAAUGAUUUGGUCAAGAGGAGGUUUGCGACAAAGUUUAAGAAGCGAUAUAAGGCUGGAAUCUCGGAUGAAAGGAAGCAACACACACUAAUUCAAGAAACCUGAAAGGAGAGAAUGGAUAUCAUCCUAGUUCCAUGUGUCAUCCACUUUCAUUGGUGUCUUUUACAAUACGAUGCAAAAGAACAUUGUACAA